GCUACUCCAAUUCUGGACGAUGCUUCUGUAUACCACAUCGAUGCCUUCUGCCUCACAUAUAUCGACGCGACGGCGGCAGUAUCAACGACUGUGCUUCACUACAUGCUGAAAGGAGAUAGCAGAACGUAACGCAGCAGAUAACGGUGUCGUCGUCACGAGGAAGGAGAUGGUCGCGGCGUGCACGUGAAGCCCGAAUCAGUGCCGCGACGGCUACGAGGAAGUGAGGUUCGUUGUCGAUCCUCCAAUUUUUCGGCGUGAUCCUGAGGAAUCUUCGUUGAAAAUUGCUCCUGGAACUGCGACUGUUUCGAAGACUGUACGAAUUAUCGUGACGAAUUAUCGCCGGCCUUGAGACUGAUCAUGGAUAGAACGCGACUUGCAUAUGUCACGGCCGUCGCUGUGGGCGCCGGCACAGCUAUGUUCUUUAUCUGGUGGUGGUGGACCAGGAGGCAAAGACCUCAGCCACCAUCGAAAUGGCGAAAGGUCGGCGAGCUGAGUGAUUUGAUUACGUUCCCAGUUAAAUCGCUUGGCCCAAUUCGCAUGACGGCAAUGGAGUGCACGGUAUUGGGCUUGAGGUCCGGUUGGUUGAGGGACCGGACGCUGAUGGUCAUUGAUCUGGAUGGGCAUUUUGUUACCGCCAGACAAAUCCCCAAAAUGGUUCAGGUAUCACCAAGUAUUAAGGAUUCUGUACUGACACUUCGUGCCCCAGGCAUGAUGUCGAUGUCCGUGGAGCUUGCUCAGCUUGGUGGCAAAACUUUCCGAACUGCCGUGUGGGGUCAACCAGUACUGGCGUGCGACUGCGGCGAGGAAGUCGCUCGGUGGCUGUCACGCUUCCUUCUUCAGGAAGAUACCGGUCUUAGGUUGGUCUAUUAUCCAUUAGAUCGGCCGACGAGAGAAGUGAGAACGAAAAACAAGGUCUACCCUUUAACGGAAUCGACAGAUACUGGAGCUUAUCCAGAUGCAACAAGCUAUUGUCUGAUCAACGAAGCUUCGAUAACAGAUCUUAAUAGCCGGCUGGACGAACCGGUCACGCCGCAGCAGUUUCGUCCGAAUUUCGUGGUCAAAGGUGCUACUGCUUACGAAGAGGAUAAGUGGGACUGGGUAAAAAUCGGCAACGUGAUUCUAAGGAACAUCCAGCCGUGCACAAGGUGCAUCUUCACCACAGUAGAUCCAGAGACUGGAACGAAAAAUCCCAAAGUGGAGCCUCUGAAAACUCUCAAAAGUUAUAGACAGAUAGACGAUCCGGAGAUUCGACGUGUAAGUGGCGACAGUCCUGUUAUGGGAAUUCACCUUGGACUGCGAGGAUCAAACGGGACGGUUCGCUUGGGCGAUCCAGUUUAUGUGGGUAUUACCGAAGAAGAAGAGCCAUCUUUGAUAUCACCAUCAUAGCUACGCCGUUGGGACUCUUGCGAAAGUUUGGAAUGCGAACAGUUUCCCGACCCAAAGGUUGAGGGCAAACAUGAAAAGCAGAGUCCAGAAUCAGAUGAUGAGAUAUCAAUAUACAAUCACGCGCAUCACACACACGACUGUGCGUCUGAGACAUUUUCAACUGGGAACAAUUGAUAAUUUGGGAGAUCGGUAAGGGCAAUAAGAUCAUAAAGUUACUCGUAAUUAUUAGUGAUCGUUAUAUCAAUGAAAAAUUUUGUGCUGUGGGCAAGCCUAAAGUGAGCAACGACGUGUGGGAUUAAAUAAUUCUAAGUGUACAUAUGUGCGACCUCAAUCUUUACUUUUUGCAUCAUGGAAUUGCGUCAUUUAGAAAGACAGAAAUAUCUAUAUUUUUUACAUAUUCUGUUAUAUAUUGCUAAGAAUCGCAUUUCCUUUCUGACUCAUAAUAUAAUUUAAAAUUAUAAUUAUCCUAUUACAAGGAACAAAGUUAAAUUUCUUUCGCAACAAAAAGCUUAUCAUUUUGAGAAUAAUAAAACUGUAAUUCUUAAAAUGGUCUGUGAAUGAGUAAAUGUUACUUUACUGUUGUUUUUUAAAUAUUAAAUUUGCAUAUUGCAGCGAUUUUGAAAUUAAUUAUAAUGAUAUAAUAACUCGUGUGUAUUAUGCAGUGUGUAUUGCUUUUAUCAGAAAAAGGAACAAACCAAUACGUAAUGAUAAUAAUCAGUGUCUUAGCACUCUUCAUUUAAUUUUACAAAAUUAUUAUAACAAUCUGUUAAAACUCUCGUAAAUAGUAUCAGAUGCAAAUUUCGUCAAUUCCGUUAAUAUCCGGAACUACACACAUGAUAUUUUUCUAAUUAUAUUUUUGUACUAUACACAAAGAAUGUAAUAAAUCUUAGUGAAUCUUAAUACACUGUCGAGAAUACAUA
Ooceraea biroi (clonal raider ant) is the source of this 2306-nucleotide messenger RNA. RefSeq names its product Mitochondrial amidoxime reducing component. The record is from RefSeq and is a predicted model, not a curated record. NCBI's taxonomy places the organism in Eukaryota, Metazoa, Arthropoda, Insecta, Hymenoptera, Formicidae. Gene Ontology annotation, molecular function: pyridoxal phosphate binding; catalytic activity; molybdenum ion binding.